UGUAUUUCUCUCUGCUCUUGUUCUAUUUUUAGAUCAAAAAUCAAAACAAAUAGUAUACUCAAAUGCCGUUUCCAGCGGUGACCCUAGAAUUUAAGAGGAGAAAGUGACAUUUUAUAAUAUAUUAAAUCCAAGAUGAAGGAGAACGAGAGUUUGUUGGAAGGGCCAAAUCGGGUGUACAAGCCAGGUAACCACAACCCUGCUAUCAUUCAGUACAGAAGUCGAUUGGCAAGCCUUUCUGAAAUUGAUGUGGAACAAGUGAAAAUUGCAAAUUACGCUGAUACUGUCAAACAACUUGAUGCAUACUAUGGACAAGUUAAACGUCAGUUGCUCAGAUACCAGAGUUGCACAUCAGGGUUAUUUCCUCAAAUGAGCAGCGAAACCGAAGUUGCUGCAGUUCGAGACAGUAUUUACUGUGCAGUUGCAAUUUGGAGUUUAUAUCAAGCUUACAAAAGAAUUGAUGAUGAUCGUGGAAAAGCUUAUGAGCUUGGACAAAGUACUGUUAAGUGCAUGAGAGGAAUUUUGUUCUGUUGGAUGAGGCAGGCAGAGGAAAAAUUGGAAAAAUACAAAACAAACCAAUGCCCGGAACAUGCCCUUCAUAGUAAAUUUCAUUUAGAAACUGGACAACCUUUAGAAAAUGAUGAAGAAUAUGGUCAUUUGCAGCUUGAUGUUGUGUCUUUAUAUUUGUUAUUUCUUGUGCAAAUGAUCAUGUCUGGCCUCCAGAUCAUUUAUACAAUGGAUGAGGUUAAUUUUGUCCAGAAUCUUGUGUACUACGUUGAGAGAGCAUAUCGAACUCCAGAUUUUGGCAUGUGGGAGAGAGGCAGUAAAUACAAUGAUAACACUCCUGAAAUACAUGCCAGUUCCAUUGGAAUGGCAAAGUCGGCACUGGAGGCUAUAAAUGGCUGUAAUCUAUUUGGUGAUAAAGGAGCCUCUUGGUCUGUUGUUUAUGUUGAUAUUGACGCUCAUAGUCGAAAUCGAAGCAUUUUUGAAACACUUUUGCCUAGAGAAUCUAGUUCUAAGAAUACAGACUCUUCAUUACUUCCCACGAUCAGUUUUCCUUGUUUUGCCACACAUGAUGAACUUCUCUACAACAGAACAAAAGAGAAAAUUGUGAGGAAACUGCAGGGAACCUACGGUUUCAAGAGAUUUCUCAGGGACGGAUAUGGCACGGCGGUCGAAGACACCACACGCAGAGUAUACGAGCAAGGAGAGACCAAGGAGUUUGAAAACAUUGAAUGUGAAUGGCCAUUGUUUUUUAUCUACAUGAUAUUAGAUGGUAUCUUCAAAGGAAACGAUGAACAAAUAAAGAAAUAUCGUCAUUUACUACACCCUCGUCUGAAAGUUGACAAAUAUGGAAAUGCUGUGAUUCCCAAAUAUUUUUAUGUUCCCACUUUGUGCAUCGAAGCUGAACGAAGAGAUCCUUGUUCACAAAAACGCAUUCCCAGCGAUGAAGGUGAUGCAGAUAACCUAUAUCUACAUGGACAAGCUUUGUACAUUAUGUCAGAACUUUUGGUGGAUGGUUUGCUCCAUAUAAAUGAACUUGAUCCAAUCCGACGAUAUUUACCCUCUUACAAUCGACCCCGAAAGACUGGUCGCUACUCAGCAUUUCAGGGAAAAGCAGCUGGAACUGCUAAUGAUCUAGUUGUACAAGUUGUUCUCAUUGCUGAGAGUAUGAGGUUGCAAGCUAUGAUGGCUACAUAUGGUAUUCACACACAAACUCCACAUGAAGUGGAACCAGUUCAGAUUUGGUCACCCAGUCAAUUGGUCAAGAUUUAUGAAUAUCUUGGUAUAAGUAAAAAGCUUGGAUUAAAAGGCAGGCCACCAAGGCCAAUCGGAGCUCUUGGAACCAGUAAAUUGUACAGAAUUUGUGGUCAAACUGUGAUAUGCUAUCCCUUAAUAUUUGAGGUCAGUGAUUUCUACCUGUCUCAUGACAUGGCGCUACUCAUUGACGAUAUAAAGAAUGAGCUUCAUUUUGUUGGUAAAUAUUGGCGAAUGUCAGGAAGGCCCACUGUGUGCAUUCUUAUUAGAGAAGAGCAUAUGAGAGAUGUCCAUUUUAAGGAAAUGUUGGAUUUGUUAGCUAUGUUGAAGAAAGGAGAUUGUGAUGGUCUUAAAAUCAGGACAGGACGACUGCAGAAUCUAAUAUCCUCCUCUUGUAUUGAACACUUGGACUUUCUGCAUUUACUUUCUGCUGAUGAUUUACCUACUGUUGAAGCUUUCCAACAACUAGAACAUGCAUCAAUAGGAUACCAAAGUUUGACUGAUAUACCAAAAGCAAUCAUUUAUAAUGAGCCAACUUAUGAUUUUAAAGAAUUUCAACAUAGAUCAUCAAGAGACAUAUUAGAAGCUCUUAGUCGAACUGAUACCCUCCAUGGUCAAAGUCAGCUUUUAGGCAUUCUUUACUUUCGUGAAGGCCCUCAAUUUUGGACUGAAAAUGGUACCGUAAAAGAACGUUUAGAAAAACUGACAAGACAAGCUGGUGCUCUCAGGCACUGGUCUGUCGUAAGGUACUGUUCCAGUGUACUUAGGAAGUUGGUUGAUAGUAUAAGUCCCAACAUUACAUCCAUUCUUGUCUGUGGAAAACAGAUCACUGUUGGCGUGUUUGGCCAUGAAGAAGUUGUCAUAGAUAAGCCACUGACGCCAAGGGAAGUGGAGGCUAUCAUUUAUUCCAAGUGCCAAGAGCAUGAUAUAUACCAAGCGGUCCUACAACAGGAAAUCAUCCUCUAUGUGGGUCGCCUUAUAUCCACAACAUCCCACCUAUUUCAAGGAAUCCUGAAAAUAAGAAUUGGAUGGGUUCUGCAAGCUAUGAUAUUGCACAUGAAGUUCCUGUCUCCCAAUCCUCCAGCCUUAGAGAGUUUAUCCCCGAGUGAGCUAAGGAAAGUUUUGUACAGAGUGUUGACUUUAUCGGAAAAUGGUUCUAAUACAAAGUUGACCAUUCACGAGAGACGUCAAAUCGAGGGUGCGUUGUGCCGGGUGCCAAAAAACUUCUAUGAUCGUGUGUGGGAUAUAAUGUCAAGGACACCUGAGGGCAUUAUUGUCGAAGGUCAUCAUUUGCCUCAACAACCAACUUUAACCGAGAUGACUGUUUACGAUCUGAAGUUUGCCACAGAAGUGGAGAUGUUUUUAAGUAGAGUUGCUCUCCCCGAAUAUCGUCAAAUAUUAGUUGAGCUUAUAAUGGUUGUAUAUUUAAUCCUUGAAAGGAAUCCAGAACUCUCCUUCAAUACUACUAUUGACAUGAAUAAACUGGUUGAAGAAUCAUUUUUGAUGUAUCAGAAGGAUAAUGGAAUAGACAGAGAAGGUGACAUGACCUUAUUCUUCGAUUCCCCCACGACCAUCACUGCCAGUUACCUUGCACGUGCCGUCAUGAACCAUUUGCUGAAGUGUGCACCAGACCAAGGCUACUCUCGAGACCUCUGUAUCAUUUCCUGAGUUCAUUUUACAUUCUGUAAAUAUUUUUGUAAAUUAAUUUGUUUUGUGUACAUAUACCAUUAUAAAUUAUUUUCCUGAUGAGAAAUCCCGCUCAACAUAUUUAGCUACGCCCCAUGUCAAAUGGAUGAAUAUUUUAUAUAUAAUAUGGAAAUGCUUUCAUUGUAGGACUUAUCUGAUGUAUCAUUAUCGCUCAUCAAUUCUAAUCUAACGAGUGAUAAUGACACAUAUUUAUUUUUAGUAACACAUAAAAGGAAUUUCAUUAUUACUUUCUUUCUUGAAAUUAAAGAACUAACUCAAUCCAUUAUAAGUGACAACUGUUAAUUAUCUAUUUUAUGUUUGACACUGAAGUGCUUUCAUUGUUGGACUUUAUUCUAUUUGAUGUGAUGUAUCAUUAUUGUUCAUCAGUUCUAAUCUAACGAAUGAUAAUAACUCAUAUUUAUUUUUAGUAUCACAUAUUAGGAAUUUCAUGAAUACUUUCUUCCUAGAAAUUAAAGAACUAACUCAAUCCAUUAUAAGUUACAAUUGUCAAUUAUAUAUUUUAUGUUUGACACUGAAGUACUUUUAUUGUAAGACUUGAUUCUGUAUCAUUAUAGCUCAUCAAUUCUAAUCUAACAAGUGAUGAUGACACAUAUUUAUUAUCUGUAACACAUAUAAGGAAUUUUAUGUGAUUACUUUCUUUCUAUAAAUUGAACUAACUCAAUUCAUUAUAAGUUACAAUUGUCAAUUAUAUAUUUUAUGUUUGACACUGAAGUGCUUUCAUUGUAGGACUUGAUUCUAUUUGAUGUGAUGUAUCAUUAUUGCUCAUCAAUUCUAAUCUAAUGAGUGAUGAUGACACAUAUUUAUUUUUAGUAACACACAUGAGGAAUUUCAUGAUUACUUUAUUUGUAGAAAUUAAAGUACUAACUCAAUCCAUUAUAAGUUGCAAUUGUAAAUUAUUUUUUUUUUUGUUCACUAAAGGGCCAUAACUGCUUUAAUUGUAGGACUUGGUUCUAUUUGAUGUGAUGUAUUAUUAUCGCUCAUCAGUUCUAAUUUAACGAGUGAUAAUGACACAUUUAUUUUUAGUAAGACAAAUAAGGAAUUACGUAAUUAUCAUAUAUUUCUGAAUAAAAGCUGAUAAUUUUCUGAAAAUUUUCGAUAGCUGAAGUCGGGCCGCUGGCUUGUAAUCGAAUCCACUAACUUUAAAAAAUUCUAAGAAGGCAUUGCCAAUUGAAAUACUUCUCCUUUUGUUGAGCAUUGGCAAUAAUCAGUAAAUAUCUCAAAACGUAUUUACAAAAUAUAAAAAAAAACAUAAAAUUAUAGUUUAGAACAGAAUGCCUAGUUAUAAAAACUAAAAGAGAAACACAUAGAAAGAACAAUUUGAAAAGAAUGCUAUUAUUUAUUUAACCUCCUAAUUACAAAUUCAAUCGGUUCACGCUUUUUUUACUUUACAAGCGAGGGGGUGCCAAUCCAAGUACGCCUCUUUUCUUUCUUUCUUUUUUCUUCGUUGGCUCAUAUAUAAGUUUUGAAUUUUGAGUGAAUUUCUAAAUAAAAAGCUUUUUUCUUCAAUUUAUGGAUGGGUGGGCUUAUAUUCAGAAAUAUGUAGUACUAUGUUUUUCUAUAAAUUAAAGAACUAAAUCUACUCCUUAUAAAUUCGUAAGUUACAAUUGUCAUAGAAAUUUUUUCUUAAGUUCUUUAAAGUUGUUACUUGAUAAUUCAGCUUUAAUAUCAAAGCUGUGCAUUUAUCCAAUACCUUGUGAACUCUCUUCUUUUUGUUCUAGAACUUUGUGCAAUUAUUUUAAUAUUAAUUGUUUAGAUAUAGGUAUGUUUUUGCAUUAGAAUUUGUAUUUUAUUUUAGGAUGAGGAUUUUUGUUGAACUAGGAAAAAUUUAUUUGAAAAAUUUAAUGUAGUAUAAUUUUAGGAAAGUUUUUUGUUUUCUUUGCAUAAUUAUAAAAUUGAAAUCUAUAUAACAUCAAAACAUGUUUUUAUUUUAUUUUGCACUUUUCCUUUUUCUCCCGUUUUAUGAAUAUUUCAACAUGUUUUUUUUUUUUUUACUUUUAAACAUAUUUUUACAAAUUGCUAAAUAUAGUUAUAUUUUCUAAACUUCUCUUAAUAUUGAUAACAAUUUACAAACAAAAUAUUUUCAAAAUAAUUUAGUUAACCGAAUAAAUAUAUGUUACUUUUAUUUUUUAAAUUACAUUUUGUCUUUUAUUUUAUAAGAAUACCUAGGUUUUUGUCUUCAAUUUAGGAUUUAAAAUAUCUGUUUUGAACAUUUUUUGAGUGUGCUCCCUUUUUCUUCCUUAAUUUCUCUUAAAUUCUAAAUAUUUCCAUAACCUAUAUAUUUUGAUUCCUGUGAUAACCAUGUAUUUUUACCUGUAUCCAAAAGUGUAUCUGGCUGCUUCAAUUAAUAAACUGAUAAUAUAUGCGGUA
Molecule: messenger RNA, 5829 nt
Organism: Parasteatoda tepidariorum (common house spider)
Lineage: Eukaryota; Metazoa; Arthropoda; Arachnida; Araneae; Theridiidae
Product: putative phosphorylase b kinase regulatory subunit beta
Biological process (GO): glycogen metabolic process
Cellular component (GO): phosphorylase kinase complex
Molecular function (GO): calmodulin binding
Source: RefSeq, a predicted model, not a curated record